Messenger RNA from Durotheca rogersii, 1647 nucleotides. Its product is annotated as glycoside hydrolase family 125 protein. The record is from RefSeq and is a predicted model, not a curated record. NCBI's taxonomy places the organism in Eukaryota, Fungi, Ascomycota, Sordariomycetes, Xylariales, Xylariaceae. Gene Ontology annotation, biological process: carbohydrate metabolic process. The transcript is spliced from 5 exons. The coding region runs from base 1 to 1647 and encodes 548 amino acids.
AUGGCAGGCUCGCUGCGCGCAGAUCUGCUGCUGGUCCUCCUAUGCCUGUGUCUGGCCCUGGCACCGGCCUCGAGCUCUCAACAAUACGGCCACAGCCAGAUACCCUUAAACGACUUCGCCUACGGAGAAGCCUGCCCCGAUUACACCUACUACUCCACCUACCGACAUCGCCCCCUCAGCGAGGGCCCUCUUUCUCUCCCCUUCCAGCGGCCCGAUCCCCGCUGUCGCACCUUUCACUCCGAUGCCAUAGAGCAGGUCAUACAAGAUGUCACCUCGCGCAUGAAGGACCUCGACCUUGCGCGCCUCUUCGAGAAUGCUUUCCCUUCUACGACGGACACCACUGUGAAAUUUCACACUGCCGGGUCUGAGGGGGAGAAGAAGCCCAAGACAAGUCCGUACGACGAAGGCAAGUGGGAAGGUCCGCACUCAUUUAUCAUCACCGGAGACAUCGUCGCCGAGUGGCUCAGGGACUCGACCAACCAGCUUUCCCCCUACCAGCCCUUGGCGAAGAAGGACCCAAAGCUGUAUAACCUAAUCCUUGGCGCCAUAAACACCCAGGCCGAGUACGUGAUCGAGUCGCCGUACUGCAACGCUUUUCAGCCCCCGCCCAUCAGCGGCCUCCCCGUAUCGCACAACGGCCAGGACGACGUCGUCCACCCCGCCUACGAGCCUUCCUUCGUCUUCGAAUGCAAGUACGAAUUGGACUCCCUCGCGCACUUCCUAGCGCUGUCCAAUGAUUUCAACGAUCACACCGGAUCGAGGGAGUUUCUGACGCCGCGCUGGUACCUGGCCCUGAAAACGGUGCUGAACGUGCUCGAACAGCAGUCUCAGCCCACCUUCGACUCGGCCACCGGUCUCUACCGCCGCAACGAGUACACCUUCAACCGCAACACGAAUACCGGCACCGAGACGCUCAACCUCAGGGGCGUGGGCAACCCCCUCAACAACGGCACCGGCCUCGUACGGUCCGCGUUCCGGCCGAGCGACGAUGCCACCAUCCUCGGCUUCUUCAUCCCGGCGAACGCCAUGAUGGCGGUCGAGCUCAAGAGGGCGUCCAAGGUGCUCGCCGACGCCGGCGAGAACGCUCUGGCCCAGACGGUCGAGAAGUGGAGCCGCACGAUCGCCGACGGCGUCUGGGAGCACGGCGUCGUGCGCCACAGCGUCUUCGGCGAAGUCUUCGCGUACGAGGUCGACGGGUACGGGUCCUCCAUCCUGAUGGACGACGCGAACUACCCCUCGCUCCUGGCCUUGCCGCUCAUGGGUUUCGUGUCGGCCAACGACGAGACGUACCGGAACACGCGGCGCAUGCUGCUCUCUAAGGCGUCGAACCCCUACUACCUCGUCGGGCGAGAUUUCAAAGGCAUAGGCGGUCCGCACGUCGGCCUCUCUAACGCGUGGCCCAUGAGCCUGCUCAUCCAGGCCCAGACGUCUGACGACGAUGAGGAGAUCAUGGAGUGCCUCAAGUUGGUCCUCAAGUCCAGCAAGCUCGGCCUAGUCCACGAGAGCAUCAACGUCAACCUGGAUCAUUCUUACACGAGAAGUUGGUUCGCAUGGGCCAACGGCGUCUUCGCGGAAACCAUUCUCGACAUCGCCAAGCGGAAACCGCACCUAAUAUUCAAGGACCCCGCGACACCGUACGAGAUAUGA